AUGGUAGUAGAAUCCACCUCUCGGGGCGAGCGGGCCUUCGACAUCUACUCCCGCCUCCUGCGGGAGCGCAUCGUGUGCGUGAACGGGCCCAUCGAGGACACGAGCGCCAAUCUCAUCAUUGCCCAGCUCCUGUACUUGGAGUCGGAGCACCCCGAGAAGCCUAUCAGCAUGUACAUCAACUCCCCUGGGGGUGUGGUUACCGCAGGGCUGGCCAUCUACGACACCAUGCAGUACAUUCGCUGCCCCGUCGCCACGCUGGCGGUGGGCCAGGCAGCCUCCAUGGCGUCCCUCCUCCUGGCCUCUGGGGAGCCGGGGCACCGACGGAGCCUCCCACACAGCAGGGUCAUGCUGCACCAGCCCAGCGGCGGCGCGCAGGGUCAAGCCAGCGACAUCGCGAUCCAGGCCAAGGAGAUCCUGAAGAUGCGGUCCCUGCUCAACGACCUGUACGUCCAGCACACGGGCCAGACCCAGCCUCGCAUUGAGGAGUGCCUGGAGCGUGACUUCUUCAUGUCGGCCAAGGAGGCCCUGGACUUUGGGGUGGUGGACGAGGUGAUCCAGCCCAGGAUGCACACGCCGGCGGCGCCUUGA
Messenger RNA from Auxenochlorella protothecoides, 588 nucleotides. RefSeq names its product ATP-dependent Clp protease proteolytic subunit. Lineage: Eukaryota; Viridiplantae; Chlorophyta; Trebouxiophyceae; Chlorellales; Chlorellaceae. Gene Ontology annotation, biological process: protein quality control for misfolded or incompletely synthesized proteins. Gene Ontology annotation, cellular component: endopeptidase Clp complex. The record is from RefSeq and is a predicted model, not a curated record. The transcript is spliced from 4 exons. Gene Ontology annotation, molecular function: ATPase binding; serine-type endopeptidase activity; ATP-dependent peptidase activity. The coding region runs from base 1 to 588 and encodes 195 amino acids.